AUGUUUCCAGCUGACCAUAUUGACUUAACUAUUGAUAUAAUUUAUAAACACGUACUUCAAGAUUUAACAUCAGAUAAAAAGAUAAAAAAGGUUUCACAGGAGCUUAUGAAUUUGGAAGGCAAUGAAAAGAAGGUAUUGUAUGUGUAUGAUAUCUUAAAAGGAUAUGAUCUCAUACCACUUAUUUUAAAGGAAGACAAGUGUUCACGAAAGUCUGACCACUACCGUAACCUUGGCAACGCUUUAUAUAAACGGAAACAUUUGUCCAUGGCCUGGCAACAUUAUAAUUUGGCUUUGAUGUAUGCUCCCUUGCCUAUUUUUCCAUCUUACUGUUUUGUCUUAGCCAUUGCUAAUAGAUCUGCAAUAUUAGCAGCUUGGAAUAAAUAUGAAGAAUGCAUUAAAGAUAUUGAAACUGUGUUUCAAUAUGAUUAUCCAGAUACCAUAAGGGAUAAAUUACUAAAGCGGAAAAAGAUAUGUGAGGAUGCUUUAAAAGAGAAACCUAAAUCUAACAAUGAUGAUAAGGAUUACCUUGGCAAUGACAUAUUUAGUUUCAAGGUGCCCAAACAUGAAAAGUAUAUUGAUGCAAGCUCUAAACUUGCAGUCAAAUAUACACCUGAAUUGGGAAGACAUGUAAUUGCCAAUGAGGAUAUUGAAGUUGGUGAAGUACUAGUUCAAGAAGAUCCAUUUGUCCAAGUGCUAUUGAAGUCACAGUAUAGUAUCUCAUGUGCUCAUUGUUUUUCAAGGAAAUAUAAUUUAAAACCCUGCCCUUAUUGUGUACUCGUUUUGUACUGUACUGAGGAUUGUAGCGCCAACGCCUGGGAGCAAUAUCAUAAAUAUGAAUGUCCUGUAGGAGCAUAUUUAUACAAAGCAAAUUUCACUAAAUUGGAACUGCUUGCUCUGCGAACCACAAUACUAGCUAAGACAGGUCAUGCGAGUAAUAGUGCUUUGUUUAAGACUCUCUCUGAUGCAGACUCAUGCGACAAUAAGGAAGAUGUAGGAUGCAAGAAAGUGGAUGGCAAGAUGAUUUAUUCUUCAAAGUAUUACUCUUCUAUACAUACUUUAGCCACAAAUGUCUCUAAACGGGAUAUCUCAGAUAUUUUCCAAAAAUGUGUCAGUGCUGCUGUUCUCGUGCAUAUCUUGGCUGUGACCAAUUUUAUCAAGACAGAGAAUGAUGAAGAACGUAAACAACUGAAAUCUUUCAUUGCUGAUAAUGUGCUUCGUCAUCUUAUGACUGCACCCACCAACAUGCAUGGCAUAUCUACUAAUGUAGAGAUUGAUAAUGGAAAUGUUGAAGAAGAGUAUAGUAUUGCAAGUGGAGCCUAUGCAUUUUUAAGUUUGAUUAAUCAUUCAUGUGCACCGAAUGUGGUACGGUACACUAAAUUGGGCACCUCACGCACUACUUUGUUUGCUAUUAGACCAAUCAAGAAAGGAUCACAACUGUUUGACAAUUAUGGGUGCUUCGAGCUGGUCCGUGAUGAAGAGCAGUUGAACUCCAAAGUUAUUCUGGAAUUGGAACCAAGUGAAGAAAUCGGCCUGCAAAUGAUGCAUGCAACAGAAUACGAUGAUGUGGAGCCAAAAGCUCACCAUGCACUUACUGACAGGCAGACUCGGCAUGCUAUUUUACUUUCUCAAUACAAAUUCACUUGCAAAUGCGAAGCUUGCGUGUAUGACUGGCCGAACUACCUUGACUUGCCACAUGCAAAAAACCUACCUAAAGAAGUGGUACAGAUGAUAAACAAGCAUUUGAGCGAUGAGGUGAUUACAUUUCUCCAGAAAGCUGAUAAGGAAUGCGCUGUGAAGGAGUUCCAGCCCUUGUGUAAGUUGGCUACAGCUUUAGAACCUUAUGUUCCUUGCAAAGAGGCGGCUAAUGUUCAGGAGAUGAUGAAGCAAUGUCUUCAGAUACUUGCAGGCGUUCUCCCUGUUGAAUUCACAAAGUCCAUUGACUUUCAUAUUCCUCCAGCUGUGUUACCUAAACACAGUACUAAAUUCUUUUCUGGAGAAGGAGCCCGUGAUCUUGCAGCUUAA
Messenger RNA from Spodoptera littoralis (African cotton leafworm), 2022 nucleotides. Lineage: Eukaryota; Metazoa; Arthropoda; Insecta; Lepidoptera; Noctuidae. The record is from the annotation of a GenBank genome assembly.